UGGGGUAUCUGACAUGUUGGGAUGUCCAUUGCUUUGGCACCUCCAUCACUCUGGGGUGACUCCACAGGCCAAAGAUGCUUCCCAUGUGGCCCCAGAGCUGUCAGCCAUGGUGGUGUACUGCCAGGCCACUCCCUUCCCUGGCCUGGCCCAGGCCCUACAGCAGUCCCGGCCCUAUGAGAUGUCCUCCUUCAGCGAGAGGAAGGCUCGGAAACUCAUCAAGGAGGCAGGCCCCACGUUUGUGCGCUACACCUCCCGGCAGCUGAGCCGCGUCUACCCUUUGGGAUUGAAGAUGACCUCCUCCAACUACAAUCCCCAGGAGAUGUGGAACGCCGGCUGCCAGCUAGUGGCCCUCAACUUCCAGACGCCAGGCUAUGAGAUGGACCUGAACACCGGGCGCUUCCUGGGCAACGGGGGCUGUGGUUACGUGCUGAAACCCCAAUUCCUGCUCAACCCCCACAGCGGCAGCCCCCACCCCCUCGUGUUGUGCAUCAGGGUCAUCACGGCACAGCAGCUGCCAAAGCUGAACCGGGAGAAGCUCAGCUCCAUCGUGGACCCUUUUGUCAGAGUGGAGAUCUAUGGGGUGACAGCGGACUGCAGCAAGCAGCAAACCACCUACAGGAGCAACAACGGCUUCAACCCACGCUGGGAGAAGACGCUCACGUUCCAGCUGCGGGUCCCUGAGCUGGCGUUGGUGCGCUUUGUGGUGGAGGACCACGACAGCACCUCCUGCAAUGACUUCGUGGGGCAGUUCACGCUGCCGCUGGGCAGCAUGCGAGAAGGGUACCGCCACAUCCACCUGCUCUCCAAGGACGGUGCGUCCCUGGCCCCUGCCACGCUCUUUGUGCACGUCACAUGCAAACGCCCAUGAUGUCCCCGUGGCCAACGUGCUCCUGAAUGGGGUGCAGGGACAGAAGGGGACACUGCUGUCCAGCCAGGGUGACAGCAGGGCUGCCUGGGGUCUCCAGUGGGGUAGAGGACCCUGCCUGUGUCCCAAUUGCUUGCGCUCUCACCCCACUUUUCCCCUCUGGCUGAGACCAGGAGGAGAUGGGGACAUGGUGACAACCAGGACGGGGUGGCCCAGCCACCAUGUUCCCAAUGCAUCUGGAGGGACAUGAUGGUGACAGCAGCUUCACCGGCUCCAUCCCGACUCCUUUGGGCUGCAGGGAUGGUGCCUGCCACAAUGUCCCCAAGGAGACCCUGCCUCCACAGCCGUGGCGCAAACCACAUGGUUUGGUGCUUGAGAACUGUUGACAGAGAUUUGUACCCGGUGCCCAGUGGAUUGAAUAAAGGUUUAUUGAACAGCUU
This is a messenger RNA of Lagopus leucura (white-tailed ptarmigan), 1305 nucleotides long. Its product is annotated as 1-phosphatidylinositol 4,5-bisphosphate phosphodiesterase delta-3-like. Gene Ontology annotation, molecular function: phosphatidylinositol-4,5-bisphosphate phospholipase C activity. Bases 14 to 868 code for a protein of 284 amino acids. NCBI's taxonomy places the organism in Eukaryota, Metazoa, Chordata, Aves, Galliformes, Phasianidae. The transcript has 6 exons. The record is from RefSeq and is a predicted model, not a curated record. Gene Ontology annotation, biological process: intracellular signal transduction; lipid metabolic process.